AAGCUGGACAUUUUCUCUCUCCCCUGUUUCGUUUUUAACUCUCCGAAAAUCUCUUCGAGGCCCGAUUUAAAUCCCUCCCAUUCCCAUUCCCUUCUCUCUCACUCUCGCCACCACCAACUCCUUUCCAUUUCCCCUCUCUUCUCAUUUAUUCCUCCCCACUCUCAUUUCUCUCCUCCCCCUUUAUUAUUUCCCCUCGCGAGAAUGCGUUGUUAGCCUCUGAGAAGGGACAGAGAGGAGAGGAGAGGGAGAGGGAGAGGGAGAGAGUCGUCCAUGGUCGAUUGUUCUUCAGUAGCAAGAACAAGAACCCACAUUGCAUCAACCCCGGCAAGGGCCAGAACCAGGACCAGAACGGCCAUGGCUUCUUCUUCUCCUUGUCUGACUGCUGGCGAGAGAAGGCACUGGUGGCUCACCAACCGAAAGGCCGUGGGUAGGUACAUAAAGGAAGCGAAGCAUCUGAUGGCGAGCCAAGAGCCGAGCGAGAUCGCGUCGGCGCUGAGCCUCCUCGACUCUGCCCUCGCCCGGUCGCCUCGGCUCGAACCCGCCCUCGAACUCAAGGCGAGGUGCCUCCUCCAACUCCGGCGGUUCAAGGACGUCGCCGACAUGCUCCAGGACUACAUCCCCAGCCUCAAGCUGGCCAGCGACGACACAACGUCGUCGUCGACGUCGUCCUCCUCCUCGUCUUCGUCGUCGUCGUCGUCGGACGGGUCGUCGCAGCAGCUGUCGAGGGAGCGGGUCAAGCUGCUCUCGCGCCCCGGGUCGCCGAGCCGAGAUCCGAGUUUCAAGUGCUUCUCCGUGUCGGACCUGAAGAAGAAGGUGAUGGCCGGGCUGUGCAAGAACUGCGACAAAGAAGGGCAGUGGAGGUAUUUGGUUUUGGGCCAGGCGUGUUGCCACUUGGGCCUAAUGGAGGACGCCAUGGUCCUCCUCCAGACCGGGAAGCGCCUCGCCACGGCGGCCUUCCGCCGCGAGUCGGUCUCCUGGUCCGACGACAGCUUCUCCCUGUUGGACCUCCCGAUCCCCGCCGAGAUCGCCUCCCCAAACAUCCUGCCCGGCACGCCGCCCCGGGCCGCUGCAUCCGCUUCCGAUCCUGAGUCCGUCAACCAGCUCCUGAGCCACAUCAAGCUCCUACGCCGCCGCCGCGCCGCGGCCCUUGCUGCACUUGAUGUGGGCCUCCACUCCGAGGCCAUCCGCCACUUAACUAAAAUAGUUGACAGCCGCCGCGGUAUGGCCGCGCCGCAGGGAUUCCUGGCUGAGUGCUAUAUGCACCGGGCCUCGGCAUACCGCUCUGCUGGCCGGGUUGCAGAGUCCAUCGCGGACUGCAACAGGACCUUGGCACUCGACCCGACCUGCAUCCAGGCCCUGGAGACCCGAGCCCAGCUCCUGGAGGGAAUCCGGUGCAUCCCUGAUUGCCUCCACGACCUGGAACACCUGAAGCUUCUCUACAACACGAUCCUGCGCGAUCGGAAACUCCCCGGGCCAGCCUGGAAGCGCCACCACGUGCAUUACCGCGAAAUUCCAGGAAAAUUGUGCACACUCGCCACAAAAAUCCAGGAAUUGAAACAAUUGGUGGCAUCUGGCAAGACCGGGAAUGUGGACUACUAUGGGCUGAUUGGGUUGAGACGGGGGUGCUCGCGGUCCGAAUUGGAUCGGGCCCACCUGUUGCUCUCCCUAAAGCACAAGCCCGACAAGGCCGUGGGCUUCAUUGAGCGUUGUGAGUUUGCGGACGAGCGGGACCUCGAGUCCGUCCGGGACCGCUCCAGGAUGUCGGCAUUGUUGCUGUACCGGUUGAUCCAGAAGGGCUACAACAGCAUCCUGUCGUGCAUCCUGGAGGAGGAGGUUGCGGCAGAGAAGCAGCGGAAGCAAGCUGCCACAGCUGCAAUCCAGGCGGCAGCGGCAGUCAAGCUCCAUCAGGCGCAGGAGAGCAACAACCCCGAGGAGCCCAAGGCGAACCAGGCCGCAAUACCGUCCAUAGAAAGUGCGAAUUCCGCCAGCAACAGGAUCCUUUCUGGUGAGAACAAGAAUACCACAGCAACGGCGGGAGCAGGAGCCAACGGGACAGGGUUUCAGGGGGUGUUUUGCCGCGAUCUCGCGGUGGUCAGUAGCUUGUUGACUCAGGUCGGGAUCAAUCGUCCGCUUCCGGUGAAGUAUGAGGCCCUAAGUUGCUGACACAUUUUGCUCCUCCUUUAGCCUCGUUGAGUUUUACGUUCCACAGGGAUUUCUUGACCGGCGCCGAGAAAAGAAGGGGG
Rhodamnia argentea is the source of this 2243-nucleotide messenger RNA. RefSeq lists its product as uncharacterized. Bases 271 to 2163 code for a protein of 630 amino acids. The record is from RefSeq and is a predicted model, not a curated record. NCBI's taxonomy places the organism in Eukaryota, Viridiplantae, Streptophyta, Magnoliopsida, Myrtales, Myrtaceae. Gene Ontology annotation, molecular function: protein binding. The transcript has 3 exons.